Molecule: messenger RNA, 2078 nt
Organism: Periophthalmus magnuspinnatus
Lineage: Eukaryota; Metazoa; Chordata; Actinopteri; Gobiiformes; Gobiidae
Product: BTB/POZ domain-containing protein KCTD16-like
Exons: 2
Coding region: 487-1722 (411 amino acids)
Biological process (GO): protein homooligomerization; regulation of G protein-coupled receptor signaling pathway
Cellular component (GO): postsynaptic membrane; presynaptic membrane
Molecular function (GO): protein binding
Source: RefSeq, a predicted model, not a curated record
GGAGACGCGCAGGAGCUUCAGUCUCGUGGAGAAGCUUCAGUCUCUGUUUCAGCGCAGUGACGCGCGCGCGGCUCACAGAUUUUUGGUGCUGAGACGCGCGGAGCUUUGGGCACAGUUGGUUCAUGUAGUUUUUGACUCUGUCGGAUUUUUCUCUUUUUAAACCAAAAGCAGAGUGUUUGUGUGUGUGUGUGCGUGUGUGGGUGUGUGUGUGUGUGUGUGAGAGAGAGAGAGAGAGAGAGAGUGUGUGUGUGUGUGUGUAGUGUCCGCGCUCUGACCCUCUGCAGUGGACGUGCGUAACGCGAUGCGCUCGCGGGUCUUUGAUUUAUGACGAUAAUCGAUCAUUUUCCCUGAGGAUGCGCGGCGGAUCUGCGCUUUUACGCGCGGGGUUGAAGUGAGGAUAUGCAGCACCAUGCACGUGCACUCUACCCCGCGCCCUGAACUUCUGGGACGCCCCGUUUGACCGGACUCCCCUCGGUUUGGACUAAAAUGGCUCUGAGCGACAACUCUAAAACACAACCCGCCAAAGAUCCUCCAGCGGACGUGAUUGAACUGAACGUGGGGGGACAGGUGUACUACACGCGCCAGGCCACCCUCACCAGCUUCCCCAACUCGCUUUUGGGGAAACUGUUCUCCAAGAAAGGAUCUUCCAACGACUUGUCCAAGGACUUCAGAGGACGCUACUUCAUCGACAGAGACGGGUUUCUGUUUCGUUAUGUCCUGGAUUAUCUGAGAGACAAACUCGUUGUCCUGCCUGAUCAUUUUCCAGAGCGCGGACGCUUAAAAAGGGAAGCGGAGUAUUUCCAGCUGCCAGAUUUGGUGAAACUUUUAUCCUCAGAGGACUCGAAACUGACUCAGGACGACGUGUGUUUGAGUGAUUUUGACGAUGCGUCGCAGGGCAGUGACAGAUUCUUUUCAUCUUACUCUUUAGACAAGAGAUACGGCUACAUCACAGUGGUGCUCAGAGGCGUGUGCGCUGCUGCAGCCAAAGACAGCGAGGCCAAAGUUAAAAAGUUGCCCCGUAUUUUCAUCAGCAGCAGAAUCGGUUUGGCAAAGGAAGUAUUUGGAGACGCACUGAGCGAGAACCGGGAUAUAGACAGACCCCCAGACCGCUACACCUGCAGGUUUCACCUCAAGUUCAAGCAUCUGGAGCGAGCCUUCGACAUGCUGUCGGAGAGUGGCUUUCACAUCGUAGCCUGCAACACAUCCCUGACAGCGCCCCCAGCCGGUCAUUACGCGGAGGACAGAGUCUGGUCCAAUUACGCGCAGUACAUCUUCUACCGUGGACCGUCUAAGUGGUCGUCCUCUCACUGUGACUGCUGCUGCAAAAGCCACAAGAGCGAACAAGAAGGAGAGAGCGGCACCUCCUUCAACGAGCUCUCCACCUCCUGCUCGGAGUCCCAGUCCGAGGCCAGCUCCCCCCAGGGCACCGUGAUCCGAGGACCCGUGUCCCGCCCCCAGUGCAACGCCCAAACUCUGGACCGCUCCAUGGCGAAGGGCCCCUCCCACAUCCAGCAGCAGGCCGAGAUGAGACGCAAGACGGACAUGAUGAGAGUGAGGACGUUCGGCGCCGCUAAGGGCAGGAAAAUCAACAAGGAGAAGAUGACUCCGGAGCAGGAGCUGGAGAAGUGCAUCCAGGACUUCCGGCGCAUUAAGAUUCCUGAUCACUUUCCGGAGAGGAAGUACAUGUGGCAAUCAGAGCUGCUAAGAAAGUACCGGCUCUGAAUGAGAGAGAGAGUGAGAGCGAUCACUUUACCACUGCUGAGAGGUAUCAGGAUACACGGGCUAAAAACAGCAGCGCCCUCAAGACACAAGCUGUAUUAUAUGAAAUGAACACACUUUCCCGCCAGCACUAGAACGUCCCGGAGCACAAGUACGAAUCCGCCCGGGUCUGUGGUUCCAUUGAGCACAGAGUGACAGGCACCAGUUUAAAUCAGGUUUAUCUAAUGUUUGACUUGUUCUGAGUGUUAGCACCGAAACUGUCGCACCAAGCAACAACGCAACCUCAGGGCGCCAUCGCUUCAAGAAGAAUGGAAACAAAAAAAAUGUAGAAAAAAAGUCCACCUGUGACGUAAGAGCAC